Messenger RNA from Cucumis melo (muskmelon), 957 nucleotides. RefSeq lists its product as uncharacterized. The transcript has 3 exons. Gene Ontology annotation, cellular component: mitochondrial matrix. Lineage: Eukaryota; Viridiplantae; Streptophyta; Magnoliopsida; Cucurbitales; Cucurbitaceae. The record is from RefSeq and is a predicted model, not a curated record. Bases 28 to 720 code for a protein of 230 amino acids.
UCAACCUUACGACAAAAUCGGAGAAAAAUGUUGAACAAACUGAUGGCCGCCACUGCGGUGGCUCUCCGGAGUGGCAGCCGGCCGUCUCUCAUGGUCACUUGCCGCCAUUCGACCUCCGCAUCCUCCGCCGUCAACUCGUUUCUCCUCCGCUCCCUCAAAGAACACUAUCUCGAGAUCACCAGAAUGCCGGCUCCUCCAAAAGUGAGCCCUCCUUCUUCCUUUUCUAUCAUCACAGGCGCAUUAGACGGCCAUGGACCGGUGCUUACUAAGAACUACGGUAAAGAAGAGGUUAACAUUUCGGUUAUGCGAUUGUCUAAUAUUGUUCGGGGAGGUGGUGGAGACAACGAUGACGAUGACAUUAACCAGUUGUUUCUUCAUGUGAGUGUAUCGAAGCCGGAGCAGAAGGAUACUUUGCAUUUUCUUUGUGGGUUGUAUCCUGAUGCGUUAGGUAUUCAUUCCGUUUCGAUGAGACCGAAAGGCGAAUCUUCGGGGUCGGGGUUUCUCCUUGUUCCGUCCAGCUAUAAUGGUCCUACAUUCGAAGAUCUGGAUGAGAAAAUGCGAGAUAUGUUUCACAAUUAUAUAGAAGAGCGAGGUGUGAAUGAGUCUCUCUUUCCAUUUCUUCAAGCAUGGCUUUAUGUGAAAGAACAUCGAAAUCUUUUGCGAUGGUUCAGAUCAGUUGGCACAUUCAUCUAUGAGCCCAAGAAUGGUAAAAAGGAUUGAUAGUUAAAGCAUUGGAUAGAAAAACUGUUGGUCUGGAUGCUUUGAUUUCGUGGAAUUCAGGGUUCCAUCUUCAAAAUUGGUUAAGGUGUAUAAGGUAAAUGGUCCAUUUCGCUUCCAUUAUACAAUUUUGUAAGCCCUUUAUCUCUUCUUGAUAAGCCAUGGUUUUGUUUUUCAAAUGUGAUUCGAUUAACGUUGAAUUCGAGCACUCAACGUUGCAAUGAUCUUUGUUUGAAACUA